AUGGAGACCUCAAAAGCCCAAGACCAACCUGCCCAGCCCCCAAAACAAGCAGCAUACGCCCAGUCAUCCAAUCCCGUCUCACAGACGCCACAAGAGCAACGAGCACCACAAGAGCAACGAGCACCACAAGAGCAACGAGCCACUACUGAACCGAACCGACACCACGGCGAUACAAUCGGGGCAAUUAAACGCACAGCUGAAUCCCGUCCCUCGAGCGACCAAGAACGAGCUCGUCUGAGAGAACAGCACCAGCAACAUGAACAAGAAAAGCAAAAUGCAUCCAACGUCGAUCUAGAAUAUGGCGUCGAGCAGCAGCCUGCUGAGGGGUAUAUUGCGGAUACGGUUCAGCGUAAGGGGAUGGGGAUGCAGCGCGCACAGGCUGGUGCUCAUGCUGGUCCUGUUGGGAGUGCGCGUGGACCUGGUCAUCCCGGCUUCGGGGAAGCGGAUGAUCUAGCGGCGAAUUUGGGAUCGAAGAAGGUUGAACAUGAUCGGAUUCUUGGUGAUAGAGUUGGAAGGAGUCCGACUGAGCCACAGGGGGAGGGGGAUGUUGCGGAGAGAGAGGCUGUUAGACGACGUAAGUUGGAGCGGGAUGAGAAGUUGGAUGUGCAGGGAGCGGUUAAGCAGGCUACUGGUGAUCCCGUGGUGGGUAAAUAG
Molecule: messenger RNA, 654 nt
Organism: Penicillium egyptiacum
Lineage: Eukaryota; Fungi; Ascomycota; Eurotiomycetes; Eurotiales; Aspergillaceae
Source: the annotation of a GenBank genome assembly